Messenger RNA from Eurypyga helias (sunbittern), 885 nucleotides. It is a transcript of the gene NPS, whose product is annotated as neuropeptide S. NCBI's taxonomy places the organism in Eukaryota, Metazoa, Chordata, Aves, Eurypygiformes, Eurypygidae. The record is from RefSeq and is a predicted model, not a curated record. Gene Ontology annotation, cellular component: extracellular region. Gene Ontology annotation, biological process: positive regulation of action potential; neuropeptide signaling pathway; positive regulation of synaptic transmission, GABAergic.
GCUGGGAAAGUCCAGGUUGCUGCCACCACUUCUGAAAUCCUAGAAUUUUCUAUCGUCAUUGAACCUACAGCCAACUCUCACCUCAAGAGUCAUGACCUCCAGCCCUGUACUUCUCCCCCAGAAGCUGUCUACUCUCUGUUCCAGAAGAAAACUGGAGGGAGACCGAAAAAACAUACUUUCCAAGGAUAUAGCAGGAACGUGGUGGUGUCAGCAGAAGUCGUGUGGACGUUUGUGCUCUUGGCAGAGGAGCUGCAAGGUGGCACGCGCCGCGGUCUGUGGGAGACGAUGAUGGUUGGUAUCGCAGGCUCAGGUUUUACCUCACGGCGCAGUUUGACGCAGUCAACAGCUCUGCCCCGUGCCGGGGAGUGGGGCUGGCAGACCCAGCAGCCGAUGCGGGCCUCGGUGGACUCGGAAAAUAUGCACCUGACCUUUGAUGAGACUAUCGCCUCCUCCGCGGAGAGCACUCCUGUGCAAACAGCUCGGCACAGGAGCAGAACUCCACAAAUCUUCAUCCUGUCCGGGUCCGCGUGGGCGUCUCCCUGGGAUCCCCUGGGAGCUGCUUGGUGUCCUCUCUUGGUUGGCCUGCCAACACCUUCUCGUAGAACCAUAGAAUGUCUGUGCAGGUUAAACUUUGUUUUCAUUCUUUGGAUCUCAAUGACAUUUGUGUGCUCGGGUUACCCACUUGUCCCUUCCAUGAACAGCAAUCCUUUUUAUUUGAAUUGCCAGCUGUACGAUCUGCUGAAUAACUGCUUAGCCAAGGUGGGCAGGAGUGAAGAACUGGCUUUUUUAAAGCCUUACCUGGAGAUGCCUUUCAAUAAAAGGUCCUUUCGCAACGGUGUUGGAUCGGGAAUUAAAAAAACUUCCUUUCGAAGAGCAAAGUCAUGA